GGAGGGUGUAGCUGCUGCAGUCAUGGCUCCCAGACCGCGUAUACCAGUGCAAUACUAAAAAAAACUUGAAAAGAAAUGCAUUGUUCAUGUUUAAAACCGAGAAGUGCGAUUUUAGGAUCCAUAUUUACAGUUUCAGAUUAAAACCGUAGCUUUAUUUUUCUCUCCCUUAAACGCGAGCGAGCUAUGGAUGCGCAGGUUACAAACCAUUGCAGCAUCAAGUCUGCAGCGAAAGCGAGCAGCCCGCAGAAUGCAGCUGAAAGCCGCAUCGAAAACGCACCGAAGAAGAAAUCCCGCACGAGAAGAGGCAGAAGAGGAAAGCGACGGAGGGGCAAGAAGGCCAACGAGCCCCCGCCGUUUCUGCCACCGGAGGCUGAAGAGGGAAACAUUGAAUACAAGUUGAAGCUGGUGAACCCCACGCAGUAUCGGUUCGAACACUUGGCCACGCAGUUGAAGUGGCGACUGCAGGAGGGCCGGGGGGAGGCCGUGUAUCAGAUUGGGGUGGAGGAUAAUGGUCUGCUGGUUGGACUUACAGAAGAAGAUAUGAAAGCCUCACUCAAGACACUUCGCAGAAUGGCUGAGAAGGUUGGAGCCGAUAUCACGCUCCUGAGAGAUAGAGAAGUGGACUGCGAUAGAGCUCGACGGAAAAUCGCUGAAGUUCUUGUGCGGAAAGUUCCAGAUGACCAGCAGUUCCUGGAUCUCCGUGUGGCUGUUCUGGGUAACGUGGAUUCAGGCAAAUCAACUCUUCUGGGUGUGCUGACUCAGGGCGAGCUGGAUAACGGACGGGGCAGGGCCAGACUCAACCUCUUCAGACACCUGCAUGAGAUUCAAACGGGACGGACAUCCAGCAUCAGUUUUGAGAUCCUGGGCUUUAACAGCAAAGGAGAAGUCGUAAACUACAGUGACUCUCGCACAGCAGAGGAGAUCUGUGAGAGCUCUUCUAAGAUGAUCACUUUUAUUGACCUGGCUGGUCAUUAUAAGUACUUGAAGACCACAAUAUUUGGCCUGACAAGCUACUGCCCAGACUUUGCCAUGCUGGUGGUGGCAGCCAAUACUGGCAUUGCUGGCACAACAAGGGAGCACCUGGGUUUGGCGAUGGCGCUGAAGGUGCCCAUAUUCAUUGUGGUGAGUAAGGUGGACCUCUGCGGUAAAAGCACGGUGGAGAAAACGGUCCGCCAGUUGGAGAGAGUGCUCAAACUGCCCGGAUGCAACAAGGUCCCCAUGGUGGUGUCCAACCCUGAUGAUGCCGUCACGGCUGCACAGCAGUUCGCACAAUCCUCCAGUGUGACGCCCAUCUUCACCCUCUCCAGUGUGUCUGGGGACAAUCUGGACCUUCUGAAGGUCUUUUUCAACAUUCUUCCGCCUCUGAGCAACAGCAAGGAGCAAGAGGAGCUCAUGCAGCAGCUCACAGAAUUCCAGGUGGAUGAGAUUUACAGUGUUCCUGAUGUAGGGACGGUAGUCGGAGGUACACUGUACAGUGGUGUGUGUCGUGAAGGAGACCGGCUGGUCGUGGGUCCCACUGAUGAUGGCCGGUUCCUGAGGUUGAAGGUGUGCAGUAUUCACAGGAAUCGCUCCGGCUGCCGCGUGCUGAGAGCCGGACAGGCCGCCACUCUUGCACUCGGGAACUUCGAUCGCUCGUUACUACGAAAGGGCAUGGUCAUGGUGAGCCCCAAAAUGAACCCUACUAUUUGCUGGCAGUUUGAGGCUGCAAUAGUCCUCCUGUUCCAUGCCAAGACUUUCCGCCGUGGUUUCCAGGUCACGGUGCACGUGGGGAAUGUGAGGCAGACCGCCACUGUGGAGUGUCUCCUUGGAAAGGAGGAGCUGCGGACAGGAGAGAGAGCUGUAGUGUGUUUCAGAUUCUUAAAGCACCCUGAGUAUUUGCGUGUGGGAGCCAAGCUGCUCUUCAGAGAGGGGGUGACCAAAGGCAUCGGACACGUGACGCACCUCCUACCCUCCACCCAAAACUACGUGCCUGAUCAGAACCGCAACCAGAACCACAGUUAGACACAUUGGGAGUGAUACCAUGAAUCAAGAGGACAUUUGACUGCAGCUGCAGUCACUUGCCUUGAGUUUGCAUCCUCUAGUUCCAUUGUGCACCUUUCAUUUCCACUCUAUAGAUUUGCCAAUAAUUGCAGAUUUGUUUGUGUGUAAAUGCUCUCGACUCCUGUGACAUUUGGACGGUUUUGGUACAGUGAUUUACUGAUUAGAGUGUAUGUUUUCCAGGUGUAAUGGAGCAUGAAAACCUCUCCUAUUUUUGCACUAGUGCGUGUUUCACAUCUUAAGUUAAAGCUGGCUGACCUUUAGUGAAGCAUGUGGGAUUUCAAGUCACUAAGUUAGGUAUCUGGAGCAGAUUUCUGCAGGAACAACUCCUUGCCUGCAGCCUGCAUUUUAGAUAUGAGAACAUAAUAGUAGCAUUCAAGUUCAGAUCCUAGGUAGUUUUAAAUAUGUGAUGUUACCCCAGUAGAUCUGAUGACAGUGAUUUACACAGGCAGGUCAGAAGCAAGAAUCUAAGGCCCUGUCCACAGAAACGCGGGAAUUUCAAAACUGCAGCUUGUUCUAUGCGGUUUGGCCAAACGCCGCAGUAGGUCACUGAAACCAAAAUGUUUGAAAACUCCUGGCAGAGUGAAGAUUUUCAAAAACUCUGGUCGCAGUGUUAUCCUGGAGACAGGUUGAAAAACACAUAAAGUAUACUCCCAUUGAGCUCCCAUUUUGCGAUUUUACUGUUCUUUAUGAUGGUUGUUUGUCAGUGUGUAAAAUAUACAUAUUGUUGCGAAUAGUUUGGUCCUGUUGCCAGGUCAGCUGUACUACCUGAACUUCGUAGGUGGUUAAUAUUUGUCACAAAGGCGUAUGUGAACAUGAUACAUUAAGCGAUAUUGUCUAUUGUCUGCAAAAUACAGCGCAAAGCUGGCUGCAGACACAAAUGAAAACAGUUGUAACGGACAACAGUUAUUGCAUUGGAUGUUGUCAUUUUAUAGUUGUUCCAUUAUGAUCGAAAAAAAUGUUGAAAAAUGUCCUUACACAAAUUUUAGUGAACAAGAAACAAAAAUGUUAAUGGAACCUAAAACGCGCAGAUUUGAAUAUUAAUGAAUCGGAUAAUUCACAAAUAAUUUUACAAACACUUGACACUUUUAUUAUGUUUGAAUUUCAUGAAUAAACAACCACAGGCUUGUUUUUGUUCACGUAAUGUGGCAUCAUUUUGAUGCGUUAGUUGGUGCGUUGGAACAUCGCCCCCUAUCUUCAGGACAGGAAAGGAACAGAAAGGGAAUUUUUGGAGCUCUAGGGUUGUACGAACAGUCAGGCAUGAUUGGUUUUCCAGUAGCUUGAUUACAUUGUGCCUAGUUAUAGAUGCAUUCACAGAUGACUCCAAAAAAUGUUGUGCAUAUUGCACGAUUGUUUGUAAGCAAAUAUAAACAAGGUUUAGGUCAUUUCCAAUGGCUUACAGGUUUAACUGGGUUAAUAUUUUGGCAGCUUUGUGUGAUGGGCAUUUGUCUUGAGCAUGCACAGGAACCCAGCUAACCAUUGUGUCGUGUGCCCUGUUCACCCAUGAACUCCUAUUUUAGAUAUUGUGCAAUUAUAUAAACACUGAAUGUACUGAUCAUAGAUAUAAUUGUACCAUUUGAAGUUACGAAACGAAUAAUGUGAUCGCUAAUGCAUAAAAGCUUAUUUCGAUUAACAGUAUUUAACCCUGGGCGUUAAGUCUUUAAACAUGAGCAGAACGCAUUUACAAGUGUAAAUAACUUGUAAAACCUUGUUUUUACAGAAUUUUUAACGAAGAAAUUUGUUCUGCUUUUGUUUAGGCAAUGAGGCCCAAUCGCUUUCAAAACUUCAUUUGUUGGUCAACAGUGCAUGUGGUGCUUACACAAAUAAUAAUUAAUAUUGUCUGCAGUGCAUCUGGUCGGCUUUACUACAUUUGAGAUCUAUCUUCAUUUCAUGUACUUCUGAAAAAAGUCCUCAAAAGCCUAGGAACCUAGGAUCUAUUACUUUGCUAUUAGUUCCUAUGUAAUAAAGAAUUUAUGUUUUAUUGUGCAAACCCUUUGUAAUUAAUUAAAGACAAGAAAUACAAUUCUUUGUCAUGGAAAUUACAGGUUAAAACAAGGAAGGCUCUUGUAGUCACACUAUAUUUAGAUUAUUUUGAAUUGCCCCAUAUUUGGAGUUAUAAAAGAACACAAUAUGGGUUUACAUUGCACUUGUGAUGGAAGUCUAUAGGGCAAGUAUCAGCAGAAAUGUUAAGUAUUUUUUGUAUAAAGCAUUUUGCCUGUAGGUUACCUGGUUUGGUCUCGGUUCUAUACUUUUGAAACGGUAUAUUUUAAAUGUUAAGCUUAUUCCAGUGCAAUGCCUUGCUGCGUAGACUUCGAUCGCAAAAGUAUUACCAUAAAUGUUUUUUUUUUUUUUUUUUAC
This is a messenger RNA of Carassius auratus (goldfish), 4395 nucleotides long. RefSeq names its product GTP-binding protein 2-like. The transcript has 12 exons. Gene Ontology annotation, molecular function: GTPase activity; GTP binding; translation elongation factor activity. Bases 184 to 2001 code for a protein of 605 amino acids. The record is from RefSeq and is a predicted model, not a curated record. Gene Ontology annotation, biological process: translational elongation. NCBI's taxonomy places the organism in Eukaryota, Metazoa, Chordata, Actinopteri, Cypriniformes, Cyprinidae.